Argiope bruennichi is the source of this 544-nucleotide messenger RNA. RefSeq lists its product as uncharacterized. The record is from RefSeq and is a predicted model, not a curated record. Lineage: Eukaryota; Metazoa; Arthropoda; Arachnida; Araneae; Araneidae. The transcript has 2 exons. The coding region runs from base 21 to 404 and encodes 127 amino acids.
AAUGCUCGAUCAAGUCAAAAAUGCAGAAUAAUUAUUCUGAACAAGAAAUUAUCGAUACAAGACUUACAACUAAAGGUUUUAAAGCCUUUUGUGAAGCAUUCAUCAUGGCUCCAGUGAGUUGGCUUCUGUUGUUGAUGGUUACAUUUCUACAAUUAAAUCUCGCUCGGCCACGAAAUUCUCUGGAGAGCUUUUCACUUUAUAAACGCCCAAUAGAUGACGCCACAAUCGACAGAAACGUCCUUCCUUAUGCUGCUUCGUACGACAGGCCCAGCAUGAUGAACAACUACUUGGCCUUCCUGAGCCGCUUGGCGAAAAAGGACCUGCCGGUUGAGGACCGUCCCUCCCCCGAGACUCACAGCCCCAAAAGGGACAACAGAAAAUUCCAGACUCAAGGAUGGCGUUGAAAUUUAACUUUGUAAAGAUAUAUAAUUUACCUCAGUGAUAUAUGAAUUCACUGUCUGUAAAUAUUAUGAAAAGAAAUGGCAAAGAAUGAAAGUCUUGGUAUGCCAUCGCACUUUUUUUAAUGCAUAAAAUGAGAAAUAAA